Haemorhous mexicanus (house finch) is the source of this 3346-nucleotide messenger RNA. RefSeq names its product oxoglutarate dehydrogenase (gene OGDH). Gene Ontology annotation, biological process: tricarboxylic acid cycle. Bases 144 to 3251 code for a protein of 1035 amino acids. NCBI's taxonomy places the organism in Eukaryota, Metazoa, Chordata, Aves, Passeriformes, Fringillidae. Gene Ontology annotation, molecular function: oxoglutarate dehydrogenase (succinyl-transferring) activity; thiamine pyrophosphate binding. The transcript has 24 exons. The record is from RefSeq and is a predicted model, not a curated record. Gene Ontology annotation, cellular component: oxoglutarate dehydrogenase complex; mitochondrion.
CGAAGGGCGUGGCAAAAGGGGCGAGGUGACGCGACGUGGUGACGCACAGGAGAGUUGGGGCGGGACCGGCGGUCGGGGCCGCUGUCAGAGACGGGCCCACGAGCGGGGCGUACGGACACGCCGGACCUUGUGUGAGGACAAAAAUGCUUAACUUAAGGACUUGUGCAGCAAAACUGAGGCCGUUGACGGCCUCACAGACUGUAAAGACAAUUUCCCAACACAGACCGGCAGCACCCAGGACGUUCCAACAGCUCAGGUGCUACAGUGCACCGGUGGCUGCCGAGCCAUUUCUGAGUGGGACUAGUUCAAACUAUGUGGAGGAAAUGUAUUAUGCUUGGCUGGAAAAUCCCAAAAGUGUACAUAAGUCAUGGGACAUCUUUUUUCGCAAUGCCAAUGCUGGAGCUGCUCCAGGCACUGCUUACCAAAGCCCCCCUUCGCUGACUACCAGCCUCUCCACCCUGUCCCAAGCCCAGUCCCUGGUUCAGGCACAGCCUAACGUGGAUAAACUGGUGGAGGACCAUCUUGCAGUGCAAUCUCUCAUCAGGGCAUAUCAGAUUCGAGGGCAUCAUGUAGCACAACUCGAUCCACUGGGCAUCUUGGAUGCAGAUCUGGACUCCUCCCUUCCAGCCGAUAUUAUCACAUCCACAGACAAACUGGACCUCGCAGUGUUCAAGGAGCGGCUGAGAGUGUUAACAGUAGGAGGCUUUUAUGGUCUGGAUGAAUCUGACCUCGACAAAGUUUUCCACUUGCCCACAACCACGUUCAUCGGUGGAAAUGAAUCGGCUCUUCCACUCCGGGAAAUCAUCCGUCGGCUGGAGACGGCAUACUGCCAGCACAUUGGCGUGGAGUUCAUGUUCAUCAAUGACCUGGAGCAGUGCCAAUGGAUCCGGCAGAAGUUUGAGACCCCAGGCAUCAUGCAGUUCACCAAUGAAGAGAAACGCACGCUGCUGGCCAGGCUGGUCCGCUCUACCAGGUUUGAGGAGUUCCUCCAUAGGAAAUGGUCUUCAGAGAAGCGUUUUGGUCUGGAGGGAUGCGAAGUGCUGAUCCCAGCCUUAAAGACCAUUAUUGAUAAGUCAAGUGAGAAGGGAGUGGAUUAUGUGAUCAUGGGAAUGCCCCACAGGGGACGCCUGAAUGUGCUUGCCAACGUGAUCAGGAAAGAGCUGGAGCAGAUCUUCUGCCAGUUUGACUCCAAGCUGGAGGCUGCUGAUGAGGGCUCCGGCGACGUGAAGUACCACCUGGGAAUGUACCACCGGCGGAUUAACCGCGUCACUGACAGGAACAUCACCCUUUCCUUGGUGGCAAAUCCUUCUCAUUUGGAAGCAGCUGAUCCUGUAGUUCAAGGCAAGACUAAGGCAGAGCAGUUUUACUGUGGGGACACGGAGGGGAAGAAGGUGAUGUCCAUCCUCCUGCAUGGAGAUGCUGCAUUCGCAGGGCAGGGCAUCGUGUACGAGACAUUUCACCUGAGCGACCUUCCCUCCUACACCACCCACGGCACUGUCCAUGUUGUGGUCAACAACCAGAUCGGCUUCACAACAGACCCGCGGAUGGCCCGCUCCUCGCCGUACCCCACCGACGUUGCGCGCGUGGUCAACGCGCCCAUCUUCCACGUCAACGCGGACGACCCCGAGGCCGUGGUCUACGUGUGCAAUGUAGCAGCAGAAUGGCGAAGCACCUUCCACAAGGACGUGGUGGUGGAUUUGGUUUGUUACAGGCGCAACGGGCACAAUGAGAUGGAUGAACCCAUGUUCACGCAACCCCUGAUGUACAAACAGAUCCGGAAACAGAAGCCAGUGUUGCAGAAAUACGCAGAGCUGCUGAUUUCCCAGGGGGUGGUAAACCAGCCGGAGUAUGAGGAGGAAAUUGCCAAGUACGAUAAGAUUUGUGAGGAGGCCCAUGCUAGAUCCAAGGAUGAGAAGAUCUUGCACAUCAAGCACUGGCUGGACUCACCUUGGCCAGGUUUCUUCACUUUGGAUGGGCAGCCCCGGAGCAUGACCUGCCCUUCCACUGGUCUCAAUGAAGAGGACCUGACACACAUUGGCCAAGUGGCCAGCUCAGUGCCAGUGGAGGAUUUCACUAUCCAUGGAGGUCUGAGCCGUAUCCUGAAAACCCGUGGGGAGAUGGUGAAGAACCGGACGGUCGACUGGGCCCUGGCAGAGUACAUGGCAUUUGGCUCCCUGCUCAAAGAGGGCAUCCAUAUCCGCCUGAGCGGCCAGGACGUUGAGAGGGGGACAUUUAGCCAUCGCCAUCAUGUCUUGCAUGAUCAGAAUGUGGACAAGAGGACAUGUAUCCCCAUGAACCACCUCUGGCCCAACCAGGCUCCGUACACUGUCUGCAACAGCUCCCUGUCAGAGUACGGUGUCUUGGGAUUUGAGCUGGGCUUUGCUAUGGCCAGUCCCAAUGCCCUGGUGCUUUGGGAAGCCCAGUUUGGGGAUUUCCACAACACUGCUCAAUGCAUCAUCGACCAGUUCAUCUGUCCUGGGCAGGCCAAGUGGGUCAGGCAGAACGGCAUUGUCCUGCUGCUUCCCCACGGCAUGGAGGGCAUGGGUCCUGAGCACUCCUCUGCCCGCCCAGAGCGAUUCCUGCAGAUGUGCAACGAUGAUCCCGAUGUCUUCCCUAAGCUGGAUGACUUUGAUGUGCGUCAGCUCUAUGAGUGCAACUGGAUCGUCGUGAACUGCUCCACUCCAGCCAACUUCUUCCACGUCCUGCGGCGCCAGAUCCUCCUGCCCUUCCGCAAACCGCUGAUAAUCUUCACUCCAAAGUCGCUGCUGCGCCACCCUGAAGCCCGCUCCAGCUUUGAUGACAUGCUGCCAGGCACCCACUUCCUCCGUGUCAUCCCUGACAGUGGCCCUGCAGCCCAGAACCCCGAGCAGGUGAAGCGGGUGCUGUUCUGCACUGGCAAGGUCUACUAUGACCUGACCCGCGAGCGCAAGGCCCGGCAGAUGGAGGCCGAUGUGGCCAUCACCAGGGUGGAGCAGCUCUCCCCGUUCCCCUUUGACCUCCUCCAGCGGGAAGCCCAGAAGUACCCAGCUGCCGAGCUGGUGUGGUGCCAGGAGGAGCACAAGAACCAGGGUUACUAUGACUAUGUCAAACCGCGGCUUCGCACCACCAUCAACCGUGCAAAGCCUGUCUGGUAUGCAGGGCGGGAGCCAGCAGCUGCCCCUGCCACUGGCAACAAGAAAACCCACCUGACAGAGCUUCAGCGGCUGCUGGACACGGCCUUUAACCUCGAUGCCUUCAAGGACCUGGCCUGAGCGCCGGCGUGGCGCAGCAUGCUCCUCCGUCUGUCUGUCCGUCUCUCUGUCCUUCGCUCGCCUCCCCCCCUCAACUACAGAUCUUGUCAACCCCA